UUGCUGUUCGGUAUUUUUAGUUUUGCCGUUUUGGGCAUACUAAGUUAUUGUCAAUAAUAGCGCGUAGAUUUUGUGGCUGUGUGUGUGUGUAUGUCCAAAAGAGACCGCGAAAUAACUAAAGAAUUUAUGUAAAUAUGAGCAGCCGCAAACAUAGGACAGACGAAAAUAUUGAAAACUUGUGUCCAACUACCAGAAAACGCUGUAGUAGUAGAAACAGCGCCGUCAUUGGCACUGUUGGAACCUCCGCUUCAAAGACGUCACGGUACGAGCACCCCUCCUCGCCCUCAGCGCUUACAUUCGAGGCGCUCGAAGAGCUGGGCAUCGGCAUGUUGGACUCUGAGGAAAGCAGCUCAUCGGCUUUGUCGGCCAUUGCCUUGGCGGUCAGUGCCACCAGCGACGAGAAUUCUAAUGAGUUGACCCCUCACGUCAACGCCACACGAAUGUCGCAUCAGCAACAACGCCUCAGUCUCAAUACAACAGCAGACACAACGUUGGACAGUAGUGUAAACACCAAUAACAACACCGUCGUCGAAGUAUUCAGCGAGGAUGCGCAGCAGCGCCUUCUGCGGCAAUCGGCUGAGAAGCUACACGCUCUUUCACAGGCCAAACGUGUUGCCCUGGGCUCCGAGUGCAGCAGCAAUUCCAAUUCGCCAACAAAGCGCACCCGCAAUCCACUGGCAACCGUCACGUGCAAUAACCAGAGCGAGCCGGUGGCAACAGCUUUUGCGCCCUCUCCAUCAAUACAGCAUCAACAACAACAGCAGCCGCCAUUAAGUUUGCAGCCCUCCACCUCCAAACAGGCUCUUCAGCGUCAGCAGAGUCGCCAGCAAACACAGAAGCCGCAAUCGCAGCCGCAGACCUCGCGUAUGGAACCAUCGGACAAUUUCUUUAUCUAUCGCACAACCGCCAUGAGCGCGCACCUUAACAGCGGCGUCAACUAUUUCGACAAGCUCUCGGACGAGAUAGUACUGAACAUUUUCAAAUGGCUGCCCAAGAAAACGCUGCUACGCCUUGCGACUGUCUGUAGACGAUUCUACUGCUUGGCUCGCGACGAAACACUCUGGACUCGUAUGGAUUUGGGCUUGCGCACAUUAUGUCCACAUGCUCUCGAGCAGGUUGUGCGCCGCGGUGUUGUCGUUCUGCGACUAGCUCAAGCGGAUAUUCAGGAGCCUGCCUUCACCUGCCCUCCCUCGCCUCCCUCGUUCAACACUCGCUUACAGUAUUUGGAUUUGAGCUUGGCUUCCAUUUCUCUCAACUCAUUACACAUAUUACUCGCGCACUGUCGUCAACUUAAGAAGCUCAGCUUGGAACACGCUGAGCUCAACGAUGAAAUUUGCUUUGAGAUUGCCCAGAACAAAUCGCUUGAAGCGCUUAAUUUGUCCAUGUCCACUGGCCUUAAUGCCAAGAGUGUGGGGAUGCUUAUGGAGUCCCUUACCAACUUAAGCAGUUUGAAUAUAUCGUGGACGAAUUUAAGUGCCGAUGCGAUCACUGCCUUGGUCGUGCAUAUAACGCCCAAUGUGAUACGCCUUAAUGUGGCUGGAUGUCGGCGUGUCCUCUUCGAUAAUCAUGUCGUGAUAUUGCAAAAGCGUUGCCCUCAACUGCUGGAAUUGGAUCUAUCCGAUUGCAAUAGUCUGACUCCUUGUGCGCUAAAAGCCAUCAUGAAAUUCAAAAUGCUCGAGUAUUUAUCCGUUUCACGGUGUUACCUCAUACCGGUUAACAACUUCAUCGAACUAAAUGCAAUGCCAUCUCUCACGUAUCUGGAUAUAUUUGGUGUGCUUACCGAAUCGGCCAUGGAGGUGCUGGAGAAGCAAAUGCCCAAAAUGGGGAUCAAUAAGUUCAUACACAGCUCAGUGGCUCGCCCAACAGUAGGCACACGUCGCACCUCUAUUUGGGGCCUACGCACCCGGGACUAAUCAGCCACAUGAUUUUAAUUUAUCUACAAAGGACUCAACGAUUCAAUUUUUUACACAUAUGCUUUCAUUAUUCAUUUUGUUGCGUUUUUUUUCGCUUAGCGCAAUUUCGUAAUUUUACUUUUAAUAUUAUGACAAUAAUAAUAUGUCACUA
Molecule: messenger RNA, 2064 nt
Organism: Scaptodrosophila lebanonensis
Lineage: Eukaryota; Metazoa; Arthropoda; Insecta; Diptera; Drosophilidae
Gene: Skp2
Product: S-phase kinase-associated protein 2
Exons: 5
Coding region: 135-1913 (592 amino acids)
Biological process (GO): SCF-dependent proteasomal ubiquitin-dependent protein catabolic process
Cellular component (GO): SCF ubiquitin ligase complex
Molecular function (GO): protein binding
Source: RefSeq, a predicted model, not a curated record